UGGGGCUCGGCCACUCGGAGCUGCUCCGCCGCGGGGACUGCACCGCCCGCCUGCCCGGACCCGCCCCGAUCCGGGAGUCCCUGCCGCCCCUAGCCCGGCCGGCAGCCUCCCACCUCUCAGACCUCUUCCAGCCGCCAGCCUGUGCCUGCCGGGCAUGGCUGUGACCUGGGGCUGAGCUUACAGGCUGAGGAGGUGGGACGGAGAUUCCUGAAGACGGAGUGAGAGAGCAAAGAGGAAGAGCAAGAGUAGAAGGAGGGGCGGGUUCCUGGCAAGGCUUUCGCUCCCAAAUAGAUUUCUGUAAAAGAUGGAGAAGGAAGAAGAAGCCACGAGGGAGCUGCUCUUGCCCAACUGGCAGGGCAGUGGUUCCCACGGCCUAACCAUCGAGCAGACAGAUGAUGGCGUCUUUGUUCAGCAAGUCGUGCAGAAUUCCCCUGCGGCACGCACGGGUGUGGUCAAGGAGGGGGACCAGAUUGUGGGGGCCACCAUCUACUUCGACAAUCUGCAGUCGGGUGAGGUGACACAGCUUCUGAAUACCAUGGGGCACCACACGGUGGGCCUGAAGCUGCACCGCAAGGGAGACCGCUCCCCAGAGCCCGGCCAGUCCUGGUCCCACGAUAGCGCCUUCACCCAGUGCUCUGAGGUGGUGCUGAGCGGGGGUGAUGAGGACUACCAGCGGAUCUACAUGACAAAAAUCAAGCCUCGACUGAAGUCGGAGGACGGGGCAGAAGGCAGCGAGCUUGGGGAGACCCAGAGCCGCACCAUCACAGUGACCAGAAAGGUCACAGCCUACACCGUGGAUGUGACGGGCCGAGAGGGGGCCAGGGAGAUUGACAUCAACAGCCCCGAGUUCAAGAUCAAGAUCCCAAGGCACGAGCUGACAGAAGUCUCUACGACGGACGUGGAGACCGAGCGUGGGAAGACCGUGAUUCGGCUGCCGCCGAGCCCUGGGAUGGCCGUUCAGACCACAGGCUACAGUGUUGAUUUUAGGGCGACUGGACCCGAGCUCCAAGGGCUUGAAGCCGCUGGUGCUGGCCACUCCAAGGUCCAGGUGACCACACCUGGGAUCCAGCUGCAAGGCUUGGGUGCUGGCGCUAGUGGCAAAGGAGGAUCUGUCACUGGCCCUGGGGUCCGGGUUCCAGGAGUGGAAGUUUCAUCUUCCCUCGGAGGCGGGACUGUUGAUCUCCAGCGCCCAUCCAUAGAUAACAUAAACAUUCCCACCAUGAAGUUACCCAAGUUUGGCUUCCCAGCAGCAGGACCUGAGAUCCAGGGCCCAGAGGCAGGCCUGGGCAUCUGCUCACCAGGCAUCUCUGUGGGGCCUGGGGGUGAUGGUUCCGGUUUGGCAGUGAGCGGAAAUGUCCAGGGUCCUAAACUGGAAGUCACAGCUCCAUCUGUCCAUGUUGAGGGAGUCAAAGGGAAGCUGAAGGGUCCUACAAUCACCACCCCAUCGUUGGAGGGCGACCUUGGCCCAAAAGGCAUCGUGCUUCCAGGUGCUGGAGGCUUGGAUGUCUCCGCAUCCAAAGGACACGUUGGCAUCAAAGGCCCUGCUGUGGAACUUGGAGCUCCAGAAAUGGAUCCUCAUGGGGCCAGUGGAAAACUGAAGAUGCCUCAGAUGAAAGUCCCCAAGUUUUCUGUGUCUGGUUCCAAAGGGGAAGGAGCUGCUGUGGACAUAACAUUGCCCGAGGGAGAAGUGAACCUUCCCAGUGUCACUGGAAAUGUCAGCUUGCCAGAAGUAUCCAUCAGUGGGCCCGAGGGGAAAAUCAAAGACCCUAAAUUCAAGACCCCAGAGAUGAUAAUUCAGAAACCUAAAAUCUCCAUGCAGGAUGUAGACCUGAGCCUCAGGUCCCCCAAAUUUAAAGGGGAUAUGAAGGCGUCAGGUCCAGGAAUACAAGGGGAUAUAAAAGGUCCUCAGAUAAUCAUGAAAGAGCCGACAGUGGAUGUUAAGGCACCCAGCCUAGAGGGGUCCCUGACCGGGCCCAAGAUUGGCAGUCCAUCUGGGAAAAUGGGGACCUGCAAAAUCAGCAUGGCUGAUGUUGAUCUGAACGUAGGUGCCCCCAAAAUAAAGGGCCAGGUGGACAUCGCCUCCCCGAAAGUAGAAGGGCAAGUCAAAGGACCUGAGCUAGACAUUAAAGGCCCCAGAGUGGACGUCAGUGCCCCAGAUGUGGAUGUACACGGGCCUGAGUGGCACCUGAAUAUGCCCAAGAUGAAGAUGCCCAAGUUCAGUGUGCCAGGGAUCAAGGGGGAGGGGCCAGAGGUCAAUGUGAACCUGCCCAAGGGAGACAUUAAUGUUUCAGGGCCUGGCAUCGACAUUGCAGCCCCACAGGUCAACCUUGGAGGCCCAGAGGAAAAAGUGAAAGGGCCUGGGGUCAAGGUACCAGAUGUGAAUAUCAAGGCCCCGAAGAUCUCCAUGCCAGACGUAGAUCUGCACCUCAAAGGUACAAAGGUGACAGGAGAAUAUGAUGUGACCAUCCCAAAACUGGAAGGGGAUCUGAAAGGCCCCAAAGUGGACGUCAGCACCCCGGAUGUGGAGCUCCACGGGCCAGAGUGGAACGUCAAGAUGCCCAAGAUGAAGAUGCCCAAGUUCAGUGUGCCAGGGUUCAAGGGGGAGGGCCCCGAGGUGGAUGUGAACUUGCCCAAAGCAGACCUUGAUAUUUCUGGGCCCAAAGUGGACAUUGAAGCUCCAGCUGUGAAUGUGGAGGUCCCAGAAGGGAAACUGAAGGGUCCCAAGUUUAAGAUGCCUGAGAUGAAUUUCAAGACCCCAAAGAUUUCCAUGCCAGACUUCCAUUUGAAGGGCCCCAAGGUGAAGGGAGAAUAUGAUGUGACCUCUCCCAAACUAGAAGGUGAGGGGAAAGUUCCAGAUGUGGAACUGAAAGGGGCCAAAAUGGAUGUCAGCGCCCCAGAUGUGGAGCUCCAUGGGCCAGAGUGGAACCUCAAGAUGCCUAAAGUGAAAAUGCCCAAGUUCAGUGUGCCAGGGUUCAAGGGGGAGGGGCCAGAGGUGGAUGUGAGCCUGCCUAAAGCAGAUGUUGACAUUUCCGGGCCCAAGGUGGACGUUGAUGUUCCAGAUGUGAAUAUUGAAGGCCCAGAAGGGAAAGUCAAAGGCCCUAAAUUUAAAAUGCCUGAGAUGAAUAUUAAGGCCCCAAAGAUUUCUAUGCCAGAUGUGGAUUUGCAUGUGAAAGCCCCCAAAGUGAAGGGAGAAUAUGAUGUUUCAGUUCCCAAACUGGAAGGAGAUCUGAAAAGCCCCAAAGUGGAUGUCAGUGCCCUAGAUGUGGACAUCCAUGGGCCUGAGUGGAACCUGAAAAUGCCCAAGGUGAAGAUGCCAAAGUUCAGCAUGCCAGGCUUCAAGGGGGAAGGACCAGAUGUGGAUGUGAGCCUGCCCAAAGCAGAUGUUGACAUUUCUGGGCCCAAGGUGGACAUUGAUGUUCCAGAUGUGGACAUUGAAGGGCCAGAAGGAAAACUGAAGGGCCCCAAAUUCAAGAAGCCUGACAUGCACUUCAAGGCCCCCAAGAUCUCCAUGCCCGAUAUUGACUUGAACCUGAAAGGCCCCAAAGUGAAGGGAGAUGUGGAUGUGUCUGUGCCCAAGAUUGAAGGUGAGGUGAAGGUUCCUGAUGUAGACAUCAAGGGCCCCAGAGUGGGAUGCACCCCAGAUGUGGACGUCCAUGGGCCCGAGUGGAAUUUGAAGAUGCCCAAGAUGAAGAUGCCCAAGUUCAGCAUGCCAGGCUUUAAGGGGGAGGGCCCAGAUGUGGAUGUGAGCCUGCCCAAAGCUGAUAUUGACAUUUCUGGGCCUAAGGUGGACAUUGAUGUUCCAGAUGUGGACAUUGAAGGGCCAGAAGGGAAAUUGAAGGGCCCCAAGUUCAAGAUGCCCGACAUGCACUUCAAGGCCCCCAAGAUCUCCAUGCCAGAUGUGGACCUGCAUUUGAGAGGCCCCAAAGUGAAGGGAGACAUGGAUGUGGAUGUGUCUGUGCCCAAGAUUGAAGGUGAGGUGAAGGUUCCUGAUGUAGACAUCAAGGGCCCCAGAGUGGAUGUUAGUGCCCCAGAUGUGGACGUCCAUGGGCCCGAGUGGAAUUUGAAGAUGCCCAAGAUGAAGAUGCCCAAGUUCAGCAUGCCUGGGUUCAAGGGGGAGGGCCCAGAUGUGGAUGUGAGCCUGCCUAAAGCAGAUGUUGACAUUUCUGGGCCCAAAGUGGACAUUGAUGUUCCAGAUGUGGACUUAGAGUGCCCAGAUGCCAAACUGAAGGGUCCCAAGUUCAAGAUGCCUGACAUGCACUUCAAGGCCCCCAAGAUCUCUAUGCCAGAUGUGGACCUGCAUUUGAGAGGCCCCAAAGUGAAGGGAGACAUGGAUGUGGAUGUGUCUGUGCCCAAGAUAGAAGGUGAGGUGAAGGUUCCUGAUGUAGACAUCAAGGGCCCCAAAGUGGAUGUCAGCACCCCAGAUUUGGAUGUCCUUGGGCCUGAGUGGAAUUUGAAGAUGCCCAAGAUGAAGAUGCCCAAGUUCAGUAUGCCCGGCUUCAAGGGGGAAGGACCAGAUGUGGAUGUGAGCCUGCCCAAAGCAGAUGUUGACAUUUCUGGGCCUAAAGUGGACAUUGAUAUUCCAGAUGUGGAUAUUGAAGGGCCAGAAGGGAAAUUGAAGGGCCCCAAAUUCAAGAUGCCUGACAUGCACUUCAAGGCCCCCAAGAUCUCUAUGCCUGAUAUUGACUUGAACCUGAAAGGCCCCAAGAUGAAGGGAGAUGUGGGUGUGUCUGUGCCCAAAAUAGAAGGUGAGGUGAAGGUUCCUGACGUGAACAUCAAGGGGCCCAAGUUGGACAUUAAUGCCCCAGAUGUGGACGUCCAUGGGCCCGAGUGGAACUUGAAGAUGCCCAAGAUGAAGAUGCCCAAGUUCAGCAUGCCUGGGUUCAAGGGGGAAGGCCCAGAUGUGGAUGUGAGCCUGCCCAAAGCAGAUGUUGACAUUUCUGGGCCCAAGGUGGACAUUGAUGUUCCAGAUGUGGACAUUGAAGGGCCAGAAGGGAAAUUGAAGGGCCCCAAGUUCAAGAUGCCUGACAUGCACUUCAAGGCCCCCAAGAUCUCUAUGCCAGAUGUGGACCUGCAUUUGAGAGGCCCCAAAGUGAAGGGAGACAUGGAUGUGGAUGUGUCUGUGCCCAAGAUAGAAGGUGAGGUGAAGGUUCCUGAUGUAGACAUCAAGGGCCCCAAAGUGGAUAUAAAUGCUCCAAGUGUGAAUAUUGAAGGUCCAGAUGCAAAAUUUAAAAGUCCCAAAUUCAAGCUUCCUGAAAUGAACAUAAAGCCUCAGAAGAUCUCUAUGCCAGAUGUUGGCUUGCAUUUGAAAGGUCCCAAGGUGAAGGGAGAAUAUGAAGUCAGGGCUCCAAAGAUAGAAGGUGAGAUGGAGGUGCCAGAUGUGGAACUGAAAGGUCCUGAGGUAGACAUCAGUGCCCCCGAUGUGGAUGUCCGUGGACCAGACUGGCAUCUGAAAAUGCCCAAGAUGAAAAUGCCCAAGUUCAGCAUGCCAGGGUUCAAGGGGGAGAGCCCAGAUGUGGAUGUCAACCUUCCCAAGGCAGAUAUCAACAUCUCAGGCCCCAAGGUGAACCUUGAGGCUCCAGAUGUGAAUCUAGAAGGUCCAGAGGGGAAGAUCAAAGGCCCCAAGUUCAAGAUGCCCAGCAUGAAUAUCCACACACACAAAAUAUCUAUGCCUGAUGUGGGACUCAAUUUGAAAUCACCCAAAUUAAAGGGUGAUUUGGAUGUUUCUCUCCCCAAAGUAGAAGGAGACUUAGCAGGUCCUAAAGUUGACUUAAAAGGCCCCAAGGUGGAUGUGGACAUUGGGGAUGUUGAUCUUGAAGGUCCAGAAGGAAAGAUAAAAGGCCCCAAGUUCAAGAUGCCCGACAUGCACUUCAAGGCCCCCAAGAUCUCCAUGCCAGAUGUGGACCUGCAUUUGAGAGGCCCCAAAGUGAAGGGAGACAUGGAUGUGGAUGUGUCUGUGCCCAAGAUUGAAGGUGAGGUGAAGGUUCCUGAUGUAGACAUCAAGGGCCCCAGAGUGGAUGUUAGUGCCCCAGAUGUGGACGUCCAUGGGCCCGAGUGGAAUUUGAAGAUGCCCAAGAUGAAGAUGCCCAAGUUCAGCAUGCCUGGGUUCAAGGGGGAGGGCCCAGAUGUGGAUGUGAGCCUGCCUAAAGCAGAUGUUGACAUUUCUGGGCCCAAGGUGGACAUUAAAGCACCAGAUGUAAAUAUUGAAGGGCCAGAUGCCAAACUGAAGGGCCCCAAGUUCAAAAUGCCCGACAUGCACUUCAAGGCCCCCAAGAUCUCCAUGCCAGAUGUGGACCUGCAUUUGAGAGGCCCCAAAGUGAAGGGGGAUGUAGAUGUGUCUGUGCCCAAGUUGGAGGGAGAUAUCAAAGGUCCCAGUGUGGAUGUCGAGGUGCCCGAUGUGGACCUGGAGUGCCCAGAUGCCAAGCUGAAGGGCCCCAAGUUCAAGAUGCCCGACAUGCACUUCAAGGCCCCCAAGAUCUCCAUGCCAGAUGUGGACCUGCAUUUGAGAGGCCCCAAAGUGAAGGGGGAUGUAGACGUGUCUGUGCCCAAGUUGGAGGGAGAUAUCAGGGGUCCCAAUGUGGAUGUCGAGGUGCCUGAUGUGGACCUGGAGUGCCCAGAUGCUAAGCUGAAGGGCCCCAAGUUCAAGAUGCCCGACAUGCACUUCAAGGCCCCCAAGAUCUCCAUGCCAGAUGUGGACCUGCAUUUGAGAGGCCCUAAAGUGAAGGGAGACAUGGAUGUGGAUGUGUCUGUGCCCAAGAUUGAAGGUGAUGUGAAGGUGCCUGAUGUGGAUAUUAAAGGCCCCAAAGUGGAUGUCAGUGCCCCAGAUGUGGAUGUCCAUGGACCUGAGUGGAAUUUGAAGAUGCCCAAGAUGAAGAUGCCCAAGUUCAGUAUGCCAGGCUUCAAGGGGGAGGGCCCAGAUGUGGAUGUGAGCCUACCUAAAGCAGAUGUUGACAUUUCUGGGCCCAAGGUGGACAUUGAUGUUCCAGAUGUGGAUUUAGAGUGCCCAGAUGCCAAACUGAAGGGUCCCAAGUUCAAGAUGCCCGACAUGCACUUCAAGGCCCCCAAGAUCUCCAUGCCAGAUGUGGACCUGCAUUUGAGAGGCCCCAAAGUGAAGGGGGAUGUAGACGUGUCUGUGCCCAAGCUGGAGGGAGAUAUCAAGGGUCCCAGUGUGGAUGUCGAGGUGCCCGAUGUGGACCUGGAGUGCCCAGAUGCCAAGCUGAAGGGCCCCAAGUUCAAGAUGCCCGACAUGCACUUCAAGGCCCCCAAGAUCUCCAUGCCAGAUGUGGAUUUCAACUUGAAGGGCCCUAAGAUCAAAGGAGAUGUUGAUGUUUCUGUGCCCAAAAUAGAAGGUCCAGAAUUAGAUGUUAAAGGUCCCAAAUUGGAUGUUGACAUGCCAGAUGUGAAUGUUGAAGGUCCUGAAGGCAAGUGGAAAGGUCCAAAAUUUAAGAUGCCCGACAUGCACUUCAAGGCCCCCAAGAUCUCCAUGCCAGAUGUGGAUCUACAUUUGAAAGGCCCCAAAAUGAAGGGGGAUGUGGAUGUGUCUAUACCCAAGAUAGAAGGUGAGGUGAAGGUGCCUGAUGUGGACAUCAAGGGGCCCAAGUUGGACAUUAAUGCCCCAGAUGUGGAUGUCCAUGGGCCUGAGUGGAACCUCAAGAUGCCCAAGAUGAAGAUGCCCAAGUUCAGCAUGCCAGGGUUCAAGGGGGAAGGCCCAGAUGUGGAUGUGAGCCUGCCCAAAGGAGAUAUUAAUAUUUCAGGGCCCAAAGUGGAUAUUGAUGCACCUGAUGUGACUCUAGAAGGCCCGGAGGGGAAGAUCAAAGGCCCCAAGUUCAAGAUGCCUGAGAUGAACAUCAAGGCCCCCAAGAUCUCCAUGCCCGAUUUUGACUUGCAUCUGAAAGGCCCCAAAGUGAAGGGAGAUGUGGAUGUGUCUGUGCCCAAGAUAGAAGGUGAGGUGAAGGUUCCUGAUGUGGACAUCAAGGGCCCCAAAGUGGAUGUCAGCGCCCCAGAUGUGGACGUCCAUGGGCCCGAGUGGAAUUUGAAGAUGCCCAAGAUGAAGAUGCCCAAGUUCAGCAUGCCAGGCUUUAAGGGGGAGGGCCCAGAUGUGGAUGUGAGCCUGCCCAAAGCUGAUAUUGACAUUUCUGGGCCUAAGGUGGACAUUGAUGUUCCAGAUGUGAGCGUUGAGGCCCCUGAGGGAAAGAUCAAAGGUCCCAAGUUCAAAAUGCCUGACAUGCACAUCAAGGCUCCGAAAAUGUCUAUGCCUGAUGUGGACCUUAAUCUGAAAGGCCCCAAAAUGAAAGGAGAUGUGGAUAUCUCUGGGCCAAAGCUGGAAGGAGAUCUGAAGGGCCCUGAGCUUGACAUCAAAGGCCCCAAAGUAGACAUCAGUGCCCCAGAUGUGGACAUCCAUGGGCCAGACUGGAACUUGAAAAUGCCCAAGGUGAAGAUGCCCAAAUUCAGCAUGCCAGGCUUCAAAGGAGAGGGUCCUGAGGUGGAUGUGAGCCUGCCCAAGGCAGAUGUUGACAUUACAGGACCUAAUGUGGAAGUUGAGGCUCCAGAUGUGAAUAUUGAAGGGCCAGAAGGGAAGUGGAAAAGUCCCAAGUUUAAGAUGCCUGAUAUACAUUUUAAAACCCCAAAGAUAUCAAUGCCAGAAAUUGACCUUAAUUUGAAAGGCCCCAAAGUAAAAGGAGAUGUAGAUGUUUCAGUCCCUAAGUUGGAAGGGGACAUCAAAGGCCCUGAGCUUGACAUCAAAGGCCCCAAAGUGGAUGUCAGUGCCCCAGAUGUGGACAUCCAUGGGCCAGAUUGGAACUUGAAAAUGCCCAAGGUGAAGAUGCCCAAAUUCAGCAUGCCAGGGUUCAAAGGGGAAGGCCCAGAGGUGGAUGUGAGCCUGCCCAAGGCAGACAUUGACAUUUCAGGCCCCAAGGUGGACAUCGAGACUCCAGAUGUGACUCUAGAAGGUCCAGAGGGGAAGAUCAAAGGCCCCAAGUUCAAGAUGCCUGAGAUGAACAUCAAGGCCCCCAAGAUCUCCAUGCCCGAUUUUGACUUGAAUCUGAAAGGUCCCAAAGUGAAAGGAGAUGUGGAUGUUUCUCUGCCCAAAGUGGAAGGGGAGAUGAAAGUGCCAGAUGUAGAACUGAAGGGUCCUAAGGUGGACAUCAGUGCUCCAGAUGUGGAUGUCCAUGGGCCAGAUUGGAACUUGAAAAUGCCCAAGGUGAAGAUGCCCAAGUUCAGCAUGCCAGGGUUCAAAGGGGAGCGCCCAGAGGUGGAUGUGAGCCUGCCCACAGACAUUGACAUUUCAGGCCCCAAGGUGGACAUCGAGGCUCCAGAUGUGAGUAUAGAAGGCCCAGAGGGGAAGAUCAAAGGCCCCAAGUUCAAGAUGCCUGAGAUGAACAUCAAGGCCCCCAAGAUUUCCAUGCCCGAUUUUGACUUGAAUCUGAAAGGCCCUAAAGUCAAGGGAGAUGUAGAUGUGUCUGUGCCCAAGAUAGAAGGUGAGGUGGAAGUUCCAGAUGUGAACAUCAAAGGCCCCAAAGUGGACAUCAGUGCUCCAGAUGUGGAUGUCCAUGGCCCAGAUUGGAAUUUGAAAAUGCCCAAGAUGAAGAUGCCCAAGUUCAGCAUGCCAGGGUUCAAGGGAGAGGGACCAGAUGUAGAUGUGAAUCUUCCCAAAGCAGACAUUGACCUUUCUGGACCCAAGGUGGACAUUGAGGCUCCUGACAUUAACAUUGAGGGUCCAGAUGCAAAAGUGAAAGGCCCCAAAUUUAAAAUGCCUGAGAUGAAUAUUAAGGCUCCCAAGAUCUCAAUGCCAGACUUGGACCUCAAUCUUAAGGGUCCUAAAAUUAAAGGUGAUGUGGAUGUGACCCUUCCAAAGGUAGAGGGUGAUUUGAAAGGGCCAUCUCUUGACAUCAAAGGCCCCAAGGUGGACAUUGAUGCCCCAGAUAUUGACAUCCACGGCAAAGGUCCAAAACUCAAGAUGCCCGACAUGCAAGUCAACAUGCCCAAGAUUUCCAUGCCAGAGAUAGAUCUCAAUUUGAAAGGCCCCAAAAUCAAGGGAGAUGUUGAUAUCUCUGCGCCCAAAUUAGAAGGUGACAUCAAAGGUCCCAAAGUGGACUUAAAGGGCCCAGAGGUUGACAUUGCAGCCCCUAAAGUCAACAUUGAGGGGAAAUCAAAGAAAUCACGUUUCAAGCUUCCCAAGUUUCACUUCUCAGGCCCCAAAGUUCAAACCCCGGAGGUAGAUGCCAAACUCAAGAAGCCAGAUGUUGACAUUUCAGGCCCCAAAGUGGAUAUACAUGCCCCUGAUGUGGAGGUGCAGGGCAAAGCAAAAGGCCCAAAGUUCAAAAUGCCCUUUCUGAGCAUUUCUUCACCCAAGGUCUCGAUGCCAGAUGUAGAGUUAAAUCUGAAGGGCCCCAAAGUGAAGGGAGACCUGGAUGUUGUGGGCCCAACCUUGGAAGGUGAUUUGAAAGGUCCUAAAGUAGAUCUUAAGACACCAGAAGUACAUCUUGAAGCACCUGAUAUGGAUGUCCAUGGCCCAGACUUUAAUGUGAAGAUGCCCAAGAUGAAGAUGCCCAAAUUCAGCGUGCCUGGGUUCAAGGGAGAAGGCCCAGAGGUGGAUGUGAGCCUGCCCAAGGCAGACAUUGACAUUUCAGGCCCCAAGGUGGACAUCGAGACUCCAGAUGUGACUCUAGAAGGUCCAGAGGGGAAGAUCAAAGGCCCCAAGUUCAAGAUGCCUGAGAUGAACAUCAAGGCCCCCAAGAUCUCCAUGCCUGACUUGGACUUGCAUCUGAAAGGCCCCAAAGUGAAGGGAGAUGUGGAUGUGUCCCUUCCCAAGGUGGAGGGGGAUCUGAAAGGCCCUGAGCUUGACAUCAAAGGCCCCAAAGUGGACAUUGAUGUUCCAGAUGUGGACAUUGAAGGCCCAGAAGGAAAGCUGAAAGGGCCCAAGUUCAAGAUGCCAGACAUGCAUUUCCAUGCCCCCAAGAUCUCCAUGCCCGACUUUGACUUGAACCUGAAAGGCCCUAAGGUGAAGGGAGAUGUGGAUGUGUCCCUUCCCAAGGUGGAGGGGGAUCUGAAAGGCCCUGAGCUUGACAUCAAGGGCCCCAAAGUGGAUGUCAGUGCCCCAGAUGUGGAUGUCCAUGGGCCAGAUUGGAACUUAAAAAUGCCCAAGGUGAAGAUGCCCAAAUUCAGCAUGCCAGGGUUCAAAGGAGAAGGCCCAGAGGUGGAUGUGAGCCUGCCCAAGGCAGACAUUGACAUUUCAGGCCCCAAGGUGGACAUCGAGACUCCAGAUGUGACUCUAGAAGGUCCAGAGGGGAAGAUCAAAGGCCCCAAGUUCAAGAUGCCUGAGAUGAACAUCAAGGCCCCCAAGAUCUCCAUGCCCGAUUUUGACUUGAAUCUGAAAGGCCCCAAAGUGAAAGGAGAUGUGGAUGUGUCUGUGCCCAAGAUAGAAGGUGAGGUGAAGGUUCCUGAUGUGGACAUCAAGGGCCCUAACGUGGAUAUCGGUGCCCCAGAUGUGGAUGUCCAUGGGCCAGAUUGGAACCUCAAGAUGCCCAAGAUGAAGAUGCCUAAGUUCAGCAUGCCAGGCUUCAAGGGGGAGGGCCCAGAUAUGGAUGUGAGUCUGCCCAAAGCAGAUGUUGAUAUUUCUGGGCCUAAAGUGGACAUUGAUGUUCCAAAUGUGGACAUUGAAGGGCCAGAAGGAAAGCUGAAGGGCCCCAAAUUCAAGAUGCCUGACAUGCACUUCAAGGCCCCCAAGAUCUCUAUGCCUGAUAUUGACUUGAACCUGAAAGGCCCCAAGAUGAAGGGAGAUGUGGAUCUGUCUCUGCCCAAAGUGGAAGGUGAUCUGAAAGGUCCUCAAGUGGAUAUCAAGGGCCCCAAAUUGGACAUAGAUACACCUGACCUUGACAUUCAUGGCCCAGAAGGAAAGCUGAAGGGCCCCAAGUUCAAAAUGCCUGACCUGCAUCUCAAGGCCCCCAAAAUCUCUAUGCCAGAUGUGGAUCUGAACCUGAAAGGCCCUAAGGUAAAGGGAGAUGUGGAUGUGUCCCUUCCCAAGGUGGAGGGGGAUCUGAAAGGCCCUGAGCUUGACAUCAAAGGCCCCAAAGUAGAUGUCAGUGCCCCAGAUGUUGACGUCCAUGGGCCAGAUUGGAACUUGAAAAUGCCCAAGGUGAAGAUGCCCAAAUUCAGCAUGCCAGGGUUCAAAGGAGAAGGCCCAGAGGUGGAUGUGAGUCUGCCCAAGGCAGACAUUGACAUUUCAGGCCCCAAGGUGGACAUCGAGGCCCCUGAUCUAAGUAUUGAAGGGCCCGAAGGGAAACUGAAGGGUCCCAAGUUCAAGAUGCCUGAGAUGAACAUCAAGGCCCCCAAGAUCUCCAUGCCCGAUUUUGACUUGCAUCUGAAAGGCCCCAAAGUGAAGGGAGAUGUGGAUGUGUCCCUUCCCAGGGUGGAAGGGGAUCUGAAAGGCCCUGAGCUUGACAUCAAAGGCCCCAAAGUGGACAUUGAUGUUCCAGAUGUGGACAUUGAAGGCCCAGAAGGAAAGCUGAAAGGGCCCAAGUUCAAGAUGCCAGACAUGCAUUUCCAUGCCCCUAAAUCUUCCAUGCCCGACUUUGACUUGAACCUGAAAGGCCCUAAGGUGAAGGGAGAUGUGGAUGUGUCCCUUCCCAAGGUGGAAGGAGACCUCAAAGGACCCCACAUGGAUUUUAAAGGUCCUGAGCUGGACAUUGAGGGUCCCGAGGGGAAACUGAAGGGUCCUAAAUUCCACAUGCCUGAUGUGCAUUUCAAGACCCCCCAGAUUUCCAUGAGUGAAAUUGACUUGAACCUGAAAGGCCCCAAGAUGAAGGGAGAUGUGGAUCUGUCUCUGCCCAAAGUGGAAAGUGAUCUGAGAGGUCCUCAAGUGGAUAUCAAGGGCCCCAAAUUGGACAUAGAUACACCUGACCUUGACAUUCGCCCAGAAGGAAAGCUGAAGGGCCCCAAGUUCAAAAUGCCUGACCUGCAUCUCAAGGCACCCAAAAUCUCUAUGCCAGAUGUGGACCUGAACCUGAAAGGCCCUAAGGUAAAGGGAGAUGUAGAUGUAUCCCUUCCCAAGGUGGAGGGGGAUCUGAAAGGCCCUGAGCUUGACAUCAAGGGCCCCAAAUUGGACAUAGAUACACCUGACCUUGACAUUCAUGGCCCAGAAGGAAAGCUGAAGGGCCCCAAGUUCAAAAUGCCUGACCUGCAUCUCAAGGCCCCCAAAAUCUCUAUGCCAGAUGUGGAUCUGAACCUGAAAGGCCCUAAGGUAAAGGGAGAUGUAGAUGUGUCCCUUCCCAAGAUAGAGGGGGAUCUGAAGGGCCCUGAGCUUGAUGUCAAAGGCCCCAAAGUGGAUGUCAGUGCCCCAGAUGUGGACGUCCAUGGGCCAGAUUGGAACUUGAAAAUGCCCAAGGUGAAGAUGCCCAAAUUCAGCAUGCCAGGGUUCAAAGGAGAGGGCCCAGAGGUGGAUGUGAGCCUGCCCAAGGCAGACAUUGACAUAUCUGGUCCCAAGGUGAACAUUGAGGCUCCAGAUGUGAGUAUAGAAGGCCCAGAGGGGAAGAUCAAAGGCCCCAAGUUCAAGAUGCCUGAGAUGAACAUCAAGGCCCCCAAGAUCUCCAUGCCUGACUUGGACUUGCAUCUGAAAGGCCCCAAAGUGAAGGGAGAUGUGGAUGUGUCCCUUCCCAAGGUGGAGGGGGAUCUGAAAGGCCCUGAGCUUGACAUCAAAGGCCCCAAAGUGGACAUUGAUGUUCCAGAUGUGGACAUUGAAGGCCCAGAAGGAAAGCUGAAAGGGCCCAAGUUCAAGAUGCCAGACAUGCAUUUCCAUGCCCCCAAGAUCUCCAUGCCCGACUUUGACUUGAACCUGAAAGGCCCUAAGGUGAAGGGAGAUGUGGAUGUGUCCCUUCCCAAGGUGGAGGGGGAUCUGAAAGGCCCUGAGCUUGACAUCAAGGGCCCCAAAGUGGAUGUCAGUGCCCCAGAUGUGGAUGUCCAUGGGCCGGAUUGGAACUUAAAAAUGCCCAAGGUGAAGAUGCCCAAAUUCAGCAUGCCAGGGUUCAAAGGAGAAGGCCCAGAGGUGGAUGUGAGCCUGCCCAAGGCAGACAUUGACAUUUCAGGCCCCAAGGUGGACAUCGAGGCCCCUGAUCUAAGUAUUGAAGGGCCCGAAGGGAAACUGAAGGGUCCCAAGUUCAAGAUGCCUGAGAUGAACAUCAAGGCCCCCAAGAUCUCUAUGCCUGAUGUUGACUUGCAUCUGAAAGGGCCCAAAUUAAAGGGAGAUUUUGACGUGUCUGUUCCUAAGCUUGAAGGUAAUCUGAAGGGUCCUGAAGUUGACUUUCAGGGUCCCAGUUUGGAUCUCCAAGGCCCUGAUGCCAAAUUAAGUGGCCCAGGCUUGAAAAUGCCAUCACUAGACGUUUCUGGGCCUAAAGUAUCUGCUCCUGAUGUGGACUUGCAUCUCAAGUCACCUAAGUUUGGCAUGUCUGGUCCCAAGAUAGAAGGUGGUGAAUUGUACCUGACGGGCCCCACGGUGGAUCUGGAAACACCAAGUUUGAAUGUUGAGAGCCCGGACCUGAACAUUGAGGGGCCAGAUGUUAAAAUGCCAAAAUUUAAGAAACCUAAAUUUGGCUUUGGGGCUAAAGGCCCAAAGGCAGACAUCAAGUCCCCUUCAGUAGACGUCACCGUUCCGGAAGCAGGACUGAACGUCGAGUCUCCAGAUAUCAGCGUCAGCGGGAAGGGCAAGAAAAUGAAGUUUAAAAUGCCUAGGAUCCAUAUGAGUGGCCCUAAAAUCAAGGCCAAAAAACAGGGAUUUGAUUUGAAUGCCCCUGAGGGUGAAAUUGAUGCCAGUCUCAAAACUCCAGACCUAGACGUCAACGUGGCAGCUCCCGAUGCUUCUCUUAAGGUGGAUGUGAAAUCUCCCAAGACUAAGAAGCCGAUGUUUGGGAAAAUGUACUUCCCUGAUGUAGAAUUUGAUAUCAAAUCUCCCAAGUUCAAAGCAGAGGCCCCACUUCCCAGCCCCAAACUGGAAGGAGAGAUCCAAACACCCGGACUGGAAGUUUCAUCUCCCGGAAUUAAAGCAGGGCUCAAGGGACCUGGGCUGGAGGCUGGGUCUGUUGGCCUGAGUGGGAGUCUUCCUAGUGCCAACGUGGAAGGGCCUGACAUCCAUCUGAAGGCACCAAAGUUCAAGGGGCCAGGUGGGAGCAUCGAUUUCUCAGGGCCAAAGAUAGAGGGAGAUCUGAAGGUGCCCAGUGUCCAAGCCAACUUGGAUGCCUCUGAUAUCAACAUUGAAGUCCCUGAUGCCAGAGUGAAAGCUCCCUCCUUUGGCAUCUCAUCUCCUCAAGUAUCUAUCCCUGAUGUGAAUGUCAGCUUGAAAGGACCAAAUAUAAAGGGUGAUGUCCCCAAAGUGGAGUUGGAAGGACCAGAUGUUGAUCUGAAGGGUUCAGAUGUAAAAAUCCAGUUCCCUAAGUUUUCCUUGCCCAAGAUUGGAGUACCUGGUCUGAAGGUGGAGGGUGGGGGAGCUGAUUUUCAUGGCCAGCUCCCCUCUCUUGAAGGAGGUGUGAGUGCCCCUAACCUCAAGUUUGAAGGGCCUGAUGUAACACUGAGAGGACCCCACGGAAAUGUGCCUUCAAUGAACCUCUCUGGGCCGGAUCUUGACUUGAAUUUGAAAGGACCAAAGCUGAAGGGAGACCUGGAUGUUUCUGGGGGUGUUGUGGGUCCCAAGGUGAGUGUGGACACCCCAGGCCUUGACCUCAAAGGAGCUGGUGGGAAAUUGAAGAUGGAAGGUGGUGGCAGAUUUUCUGCAGAGGGAGGAGUGAAAGUGCCUGGUGUCGACAUCAAUUUAGAGACUCCAAAAUUGAACGUCGGCAUGGCCGAUGUGAAUCUGAAGGGACCAAACCUGAAGGGAGACUUGGGUCUAGCUGGUGACAUCAAGGGUCCCAAAGUGUCGGUGGAGGCCCCAGCUGUCGGUUUGGAGGCACCGGGGGGAGCUAUUAAACUCCCCCAAAUGAAGCUGCCCCAAUUCGGCAUCUCCUCUCAAGGGUCUAACCAGGACGUGAAUGUCACAGGGCCAGAGCUGAAGGGGCCUGGGAUGGAUGUUCGCCUCAGAGGUGUGGACAUGAAAGGGCCUCAGAUCUCAUCUGAUGUGGACUUUAACUUGGAAGGACCAAAAAUGAAAGGCGGCUUCGGGGCCAGCGGUGAUAUCAAGGGUCCUGCUGUGGGAGUGGGUCUUGGGGGCAUCAACGUCAAAGGCUUGGAAGGCAGUAUCCAGAUGCCUGAUGUCAAGUUGCCCAGAUGUGAAGCAGAGCUGCCAGAUGUGAAUGUCAAACUCCCAUUGGGGAAACUUUCGGGUUCAGGCAUUGGUCUUCAUGGGGAAGCUCCUGAUGUGAGCCUCCAGGGACCUGCAUUCAAUCUCUCUUCACCCGAGGUCUCGGUAUCAGACCUAGGGGGGAUUGGUUUGAAGGGACCGAAAAUCCAAGGUGGUGUGGAUGUUUCUGGAGGUGUCAAAGCUCCAGACCUCAGCGUAGGGGGAGGACACGUGAACAUAAAGGGUGUGGGUGGAGAAUGGAAAGGGCCCCAGGUUUCUUCUGCUCUGGACCUGGGUGUGCCAAAGCUGGCUGGGGGGAUCCAUGUUUCAGGACCAAAGGUAGAAGGAGGUAUUAAGGGAGGCCAGGUGGGACUUCAGGGUCCUGGAGUGGGUGUGUCUGGCCCUCAAGUUCACCUGGAAAGUGUCUCUGGAAGAGUGACAUUCCCCAAGAUGAAGAUCCCCAAGUUUACGUCCUCAGAACGGGAGCUAGUGGGCAGAGAAGUGGGGGUGGAUGUGAACUUCCCGAAAGUGGAAGGCGGCAUUCAGGCUGCAGCUGACGAAGGGGAGUGGGAGGAGGCGGACAUCAAACUCAAAAAGUCCAAAAUCAGAAUGCCCAAAUUUACUUUUUCCAAAGCCAAAGGCAAGGGCAGUGCCACAAGCUCCCCAGAAGUGUCUAUGUCCGGCUCCAAAGGAGACCUCAAGAGCUCUAAGGCCAGCUUGGGCUCCUUGGAUGGGGAGCUCGAGGCAGAGGCAUCCUCACCAAAAGGCAAGUUCUCCUUCUUUAAGAGCAAAAAGCCCCGUCACCGGUCCAGUUCCUUCAGUGAUGAGAGGGAGCAUUCUGCUCCAGUCACCCCUACAGGCACCCUUGAGUUUGGAAGUGGGGAAGUGUCCGUCGAGGGUGGAAAGGUCAAAGGGAAACAUGGCAAACUGAAGUUUGGCACCUUUGGUGGGCUGGGGUCAAAGAGCAAAGGUCACUAUGAAGUCACCGGGAGUGAUGAAGAGGCUGGGAAGCUCCAGGGAAGUGGGGUGUCCCUGGCCUCCAAGAAGUCCAGGCUGUCUUCAUCAUCGAGUAAUGACAGCGGGACAAAGAUGGGCAUACAGUCACCAGAGAUGGAGUUGACUGUUUCCAAAAAGUAAGAGAAAAGGCCCUUUGUAUGUGUGCACGUGUAUAUAUAUAUAAAUAUAGGUUUGCAGUAGGUAGGCUUCUGUGUGUUUGUAUAUAAACUUCCAAAGAUUGACUCAAGGUCGAAAUCAGUGAUUGAAAUGGAGGCCCGGCUGGCACUUGGCCUGACCCCAGGUUAGGGUGAAGAGUCGGGCUGGGAUGAUAACGACAAAAGGAGGUGAAUUUUUUUUUUUAUUUUCCAAUCCAUCCUAUCUGCAAAUUAAGCAGUAUUUGCCUUCUUAAGAUUUCAGUUUGCUCAUUAAACGCUGAGAGCAUCUGUUUACUAAGCAAGCCUUGUGUUUAUCACUUUCAUUUUUAUGGAAUCUUUUCAGUGUUGGGGUCAUAGAAAUCUGACAUCCAUCUGAAUGCCUUUUUUUGGGGGGUAGGCUUUUGUUUGCAAGGGAUAGGAGGGUGGGAUGGGAGUAGGGGUGGGAUGGGGGGUGAGACUUCCAUUUUGGCCUCUUAGGAUGGAUAAUAUUCCAAAAUUGUCCUAUCGGACACACACCAGGAUGGCAGAGAAGUCUUCCCCAGGAAAAUUGGUUUUUAUUUUUUUUUGGUUGGGGGGGAGGUGGUGAUGGUGCCCUUUAGCACAUCAGAUCUCCCCCCAAGCUGGUAAUUCUGACCGAUUUUGGGUGUUCCUGGUGAGAGGGGGUUAGAUAGCUUCUCGCUUAUUGUGACUGACCCGCUUGACUGGGGUUUACAUACUUUGUACUAUAUGAGAUGUUUUUACCAGUGACUGCCACUUUUCUGAUAUUUGUCAUGGAUGCUUUUUAACAAAUAUUACCUGAUUAAGAAUCCAGCACUUUAAUGCCAAAUUAAUUCAGAAUGUAAGAAAAUUCAUGCUGUAAAAUGGAAAUAAAGCCGCUAACAAGUAAUCUGGA
This is a messenger RNA of Phascolarctos cinereus (koala), 18298 nucleotides long. Lineage: Eukaryota; Metazoa; Chordata; Mammalia; Diprotodontia; Phascolarctidae. The record is from RefSeq and is a predicted model, not a curated record.